Messenger RNA from Prunus dulcis (almond), 1754 nucleotides. RefSeq lists its product as uncharacterized. The transcript has a single exon. The coding region runs from base 29 to 538 and encodes 169 amino acids. NCBI's taxonomy places the organism in Eukaryota, Viridiplantae, Streptophyta, Magnoliopsida, Rosales, Rosaceae. The record is from RefSeq and is a predicted model, not a curated record.
GUCCCAGGCUCAGGCUCAGUCUAACCCAAUGGUCCAGAACAGAGUGAGAAGCAACGCUCUCACCACUCGGCCUCUGGGUUUGUCGCCAUCUGCAUGGCCUCCUCUGCAACAACAGUACCAGAAAAAUGGGUCUGGCAUAAGAACUGUUUUCCUUGGAACCCAAAAUGCUGGUGCCAAAAGGGAGUGCGCUGGAACUGGCGUCUUCUUACCUCGCCAAAUCGGCACCCAAUCUGAAACGAGCAAGAAGACCGGUUGCUCGAUAGUUCUCGUUCCAGCUAGAGUUGUGCAGGCACUGAAGCUGCUGGGAGAGUCGAAGUCGAGCUGGAGGACUGACGAGGAGGUAAUGUCAAUAUACGAAGGGUGGCUGGCCAAGCACGGCAAAGCCUACAACGGAUUGGGGGAGAAGGAGAGACGGUUCCAGAUCUUCAAGGACAACCUCAGCUACAAGCUCGGUCUGAACUCUCUGCUUCAUCGGCGAACCGGUCCAAUUUCCUGGGCACCAAGACCCGUGCUCAGAAGAGGAGGCUCUCCAAACUAGUCAUGCUGCACCAGAAUUUAGCCGAAGAAUUGCAUCUUUAGCAGGGAAUUCUGAAGCAAAUGCAGGUGGAGCGGGCAUGUUGCCCAACAUCACGUGACUGGCCUUUGCAGGUUCAACCGGACCAAGUUCUACCUCACUGUUAACAAAAUCUUAAGUCUGCCUUUGCAAUCCCUCGUCGUCGGAGCGACCUCUCUUCAAGACCUUGAGCGCGGCCUCCCUGCUCUUCUCGACCUUUCCGACCGCGAUCUCUACGCUCUCCAUGAUCUCUACGCUCUUCUGGUAAAUGGCUGACCCAUGAACUCAUAAGAUCAAGAAUCUCUGAGUUAGGCCUCAACUUUUGUCUGUAGAGAUUGGUUAAUGUGGAAAUGAAGCCAUCAUCAACAUGGGUGACAAAGCGUGGAUAAGCGUAGAAAUCUAUGUCCAGGUAAGUGUUGAGUUUUGUUCUGCCCUCUUGGGGAAGAACAAGACGUUUGAUUUUUCCUGCUGAGGACAGAGAUUGCUUGAUUUCAUUGUUUUCACUUGAAGUGCAUAAAAUUCUUGAUGAUGAGAGCGGCAGAGCUUUGGUCUUGAACUGAGGAGAGAGUGAGGUCUGUGGGUUGCUUGUAAAUUUGUGAGAAAUGGAUGCCAUGGCUUGAGAUUUGGAUGAAUUGUUUGUGGCCAUUGCUUUUGUUAUGAUUGUGACCUCCCGCUGUUCGAGCUUGUCGAGUGACUCCUUGGUCUCCUGCUCUAGGUUUUGAAUUUUGCGCUUGAUGGCCUCAGAUUUCUUCAGUAAAUUCUAUUCAGCAGCUCGGCUGCCUCUUUGCUUGGAAGAGCUCAGCUGCUUUGGUGAGCUUGUGGUGUGGGUCAUGUGGACCUGUGUGGUUGGUUGGCAAUCAAACUGAAAAAAAAAAACAAAACAAAACAAAACAAAACAAAAGAUGAAGCAGUCUGCGCUGGACAUGAGUCAGCACCAGAACACAAGCCUGUGAUUGCGGAUAGGAACAUUUCCUAUGUUAACAUGAAAGCCACAAGAAGGGCCCACACCAUAGGUUUCUCCCACUACAACAAGCUCAGCAACCGGAUCUUCAAUUUCAACCAAAGGGUCAACGCAAGACUGGUGGAGCAUGUGGUGGACAUGCGAGGUACCUAACUUUUGCCUACCUAACCAGCAUUUCACAAUACAGAUAAUUGUCUUUACUUUAUCUAUUCUGCAAUUAUUAUUUACUGUAUGGUGUAA